AUUGUGUAAAUGUGUUUCGCCAAUGUGAAAUGAGAAUGUAUUUGUAAUUAAAUGGCGAUUCGUUGAUAGAUUGUGUUUCAACAAAAUAUUUCAUGAAGUUAACGAUUAGUUGCCUUAAAUAAAAUUCACAAAAAUAUUCCUUUAUAAUGCGUUCUGUGAUAGAAAUUGCAGCAAGUGUCCCAGCGUUUCUGGGAAAACUGUGGAAGUUAGUAAACGAUACAGAGACGAACCACCUGAUAUCAUGGAGCCCUGGAGGCAAAACUUUUGUUAUAAAGAACCAGGCUGACUUUGCAAGAGAAUUGCUACCUCUUUACUAUAAACACAACAAUAUGGCAAGUUUCAUACGGCAAUUAAAUAUGUAUGGCUUUCACAAAAUAACAUCAGUCGAAAACGGAGGUCUACGAUAUGACAAGGAUGAUAUAGAGUUCUCACAUCCAUGUUUUAUGAGAGGUCACGCAUAUUUGUUGGAGCAUAUAAAAAGAAAAAUUGCCAAUCCAAAGUCAAUUGUAGCAAGUAAUGAAAGCGGAGAAAAGAUUUUAUUAAAACCUGAGCUAAUGAAUAAAGUAUUAGCUGAUGUCAAACAAAUGAAAGGCAAACAAGAGAGCUUAGAUGCUAAGUUUAGUGCCAUGAAACAAGAGAAUGAAGCCCUAUGGAGGGAAGUGGCGAUUUUACGCCAAAAACAUAUCAAACAGCAGCAGAUUGUAAACAAUCUCAUACAAUUCCUUAUGUCGCUCGUCCAACCGGCCAGGGCAUCUAAUGCUAGUAGUAACAAUGUUGGUGUGAAGAGACCAUAUCAACUUAUGAUAAAUAAUGCAGCACACAACUCCGGGGAUAGCUACCCGGGUAAAAUAAAAAACAUGAAGUUUGACAAGGAUGCUUUAGAAGAACUAACUGAGGACAAUAUGGAGGACGGGCCAACUAUACAUGAGCUGGCACAUGAUGACCUCUUGCAUAAUGAGAAUUCUCAAGAGUCGAUGGAUCCAGCACAAUUUGUGACCAUCAAUAUAGAUGCGAAUUCUCCUAAUUUGCAAAACUCAUCUGAUCCCAGCUCCUUACAGUACCAUGUUACACUCGAGGACGGAGAAGACAUAGAUACAGAUGGUACAAGAUUGACAUUCACACUUGCUCCUUCCAAUGGCUUAUUAAGGACGUCCGAUUCUCAACCGGUAGUAACAUCCCCAUCACCUACCAUGGUGUCACCUACAUCUCCACUCGCCCGACAAACGACAAUGGAAAAAACUGUAACUGCAUCGCCAGGAACAUCCAAACCAAAAACAAAGCCCUACGUCAAGAAAACCACAACAAAUGCUAGUAGCUUUCAGAAUGUUAAUAAUUAUAAUACAAUUAAGCCUGCCGAUUUUGGAUUGCCCGCGGAAAUCUUUGCAAGCGAUGAUUCUGUUAGCGAUGCCGGCACCACUACAGAAGAUAUCAAUUUACUACAGGAAAAUUUACUUGGAGGUGAACAAAUUACAUCCACAUCUAAAGACCAAAUGUUGGGUGGAAUCAAUAUUAAACUGGAGAAUCCAGCUGAAGCUGUAAAACCUGUAAAGAAAUCAAAGAAAUCAAAAGAUAAUAAGAAUGUGUGCAAUGUUAACCUAGCUGACAUUAAAACUGAAUUGCAAGAUGAUUUUGACUGGAACAACAUGACUCUAGCGACGGUAAACAAUAACCAAAAUGUGAACCGGUUGCAGACUAUGUAUAGGAGAGAUACAAUGAAUCAAAAACGGGAUGAUUUUGCUUCCCUCUAUGGACUUAAUUCAAACAACAAGACGAAUGACAUUGAUGAUCAUCUAGACACAAUGCAGACAGACUUGGAUUCUUUAAGAGAGUUGCUACGGAGUGACUCAUACUCAUUGGAUACAAACACAUUACUAGGACAGAGUAAAAAUGAAGACUGGAUGCAAACCAGGGAGUUUUUUAAGCUAUUCGGAUCGGACGAUCCUUUCUAUGGCCUCUCAUACAAUCCUACGGAAGAAAGGACGAAAACGCCUAACAAUGAUACAACAAAACAGAUACCGAUGAUUGAUUUUGAUUGGCUGAUUGGUAGCAGCGAUACAUCGACAACCAAGUAGCUUGUAGCUACUUCCAACGCCCAAGAUUUUUCAUCCAUCAACGCAUCCGCAACGUAAAAAUGGCGGAUUAUUUUGGGUUCAUUAUGGUCGUAUCAGAUACGAUUUUCUAGCUAUAAGACGUAAUUUUUAAUUGAUUUAAUGCAUUAGAAUUAUUAGAUAAUAAUAUUGUAACACUGAAGCUGCAUUCAGUCGUACGAGGAUGAAUUUUAAAUUUCGAAUAAUUUUAAAAUUUAAAAUUAUAAUGUUGGCUGUUAAAUUUGCAAAUUAUUCCAAGUUUGAAUUUGAUUUUGAUCGAUCGAACGCAACUUGAGGGUUCGAUACGACUUUAAUGAUAAUUUUAAGGGUAAGUGUGGGUAGACUAAAAUUAGGCAUAAAGCGUAGGGUACACGGACGAGUAUGAAUAAAACGUGAUUUAUUGUUAAUUAAAGCGAGGAAGAAGGGUGGGAUAUCCGAUGUAAGCGGUGACGACACUCGAGACCAGAACACAUUUGUUGAGGACGAUGGUAGAGUUUCUUGAGUAU
Aricia agestis (brown argus) is the source of this 2593-nucleotide messenger RNA. It is a transcript of the gene Hsf, whose product is annotated as heat shock factor protein. NCBI's taxonomy places the organism in Eukaryota, Metazoa, Arthropoda, Insecta, Lepidoptera, Lycaenidae. Gene Ontology annotation, biological process: regulation of DNA-templated transcription. Gene Ontology annotation, molecular function: DNA-binding transcription factor activity; sequence-specific DNA binding. The transcript has 10 exons. The record is from RefSeq and is a predicted model, not a curated record. The coding region runs from base 147 to 2072 and encodes 641 amino acids.